GUUCGUCGAGUUCAUAUCCUCAGAACAACCAACCAGUUCUACUUGAAAGUUUUCUAGAAAAUCAUAAUCAUCAUGCCGUUCGGUUCCAGCCACAGUGUCUACAUGGCCAACGCGACCAACCAAGACAUCCAUGUCAUGGUGUCUCUCAAUCCCGACUGGGCUAUUGCAGAUUUUAUCACCGACAUUGGUCUCUUCUUCAUCGCCGUUGGCGAAAUCAAACAACUUGUGACCGCCGUGGAGCUUCCGAAGACGAUCGCGACCCUCCGUGACCUAUAUCAAUUUCUUAAAAUCACUUACAUGGCUCUAGGUGGGACGGCCGCCGCUGGCUCCCGCCCUGCAGAAGCCGUUUUGGCCCUCCAUAACGCGAUCAAAAAGAACUCUAUCCCUAUUCCUGCUGGUCAGUACAAGCUGGUUAACGAGAAGAAUGCUUUGGAGUUGUAUCUCAAUGCAUCCGGGAUCGGAAGCUUGUUGAACGCGAGCACGGUGUCGAUGGUGGUCAUGAGUGGCGAUGGGAAGCAGUUUGCGAUGUAUAAUACCAACUCGGAUUACUCCUGGAUCGCCACUAACGAUAAGAAGUGCGUCCGAUCCAAGUAUGGGUCAAUCUGGCAGCAGGACCCUCAAGCUGGAGUGGUGGAUUGGCCUGUAGGCGGCAACUAGAUAGAGAACUGAACCCGCAGCUCAGUAGCUUGCUUUUAAAUAGUUGAUAGUGAAAUGGAUCGAACCAAUAGUAUUGAAGUCUACAUGGAAUUUGUAGCUCAAUAAGUUAUAAUAUUCGACUCGAUAUCAGUCAUGACAUACGGUG
This is a messenger RNA of Marasmius oreades (fairy-ring Marasmius), 802 nucleotides long. RefSeq lists its product as uncharacterized. The coding region runs from base 73 to 657 and encodes 194 amino acids. The transcript has 2 exons. The record is from RefSeq and is a predicted model, not a curated record. NCBI's taxonomy places the organism in Eukaryota, Fungi, Basidiomycota, Agaricomycetes, Agaricales, Marasmiaceae.